This is a messenger RNA of Spathaspora passalidarum NRRL Y-27907, 403 nucleotides long. RefSeq lists its product as uncharacterized. The record is from RefSeq and is a predicted model, not a curated record. NCBI's taxonomy places the organism in Eukaryota, Fungi, Ascomycota, Pichiomycetes, Serinales, Debaryomycetaceae. Bases 24 to 338 code for a protein of 104 amino acids. The transcript has 2 exons. Gene Ontology annotation, cellular component: cytoplasm.
AACCAUUCAUAGUAUAGAUCAAAAUGAGUAUUGGUAAAUUGACACAUUACACAUUUGAUUUAGUUUUGAUUUCAAUUAUUCUUGCUGGAAUCCAUCGUAAUACUGGUCUCCAAUUUGACGUAUCCCACUUUUCGCUGGUUGAUGUCCGUCGUUAUUUUGGUAAGUAUUUGGCAUUUGGUGAAGCAUGUUAUGACAGGGUAGUCAGUUUAUUGAAAUUCAGUGGGUAUUUCAGACAGAGUAACUUAAUUUAUGAUUUUGCUCAAAGGGCAAGUGAUAGAUUAAAGGAGGAAACUGGAAGAAGUUUAGACGAAUUUAAAAGAGAAAAUAAAGUGGAUUAGUUGGUGUGGUUUAACCAAAUCUAGUUUGACUAAUUGUUAAUUGUGUAUAUAAAAUUAGAAAAAAA